AUGACACGCACUCACGUUCAUAAAGAGCAGGUUGUGCUCCAAACCAUCGCACCAUCGUGCUCGGAUCCAGUGAUGGAUCUGGGACGAUUCAGCAAUGUCAAUAACCUCCAUCGUGUAACAGCGUGGAUAAUUCGAUUCACCAAGAACUCCAGAGGAAUAGGUCGGAUCAACGGUCCCUUAAGCGCUAGUGAGAUUCAACAGGCCGAACGCUACUGGGUAAGGCAAGAACAAGAAUCUGCAUUCGCGGACGAAAUCAGCGCACUCGGAAGCAACAAUGCACUUAAGCGAACAUCGAAGUUGAAAGAUCUAAGGCCAUUUAUUGACGACGACGGCAUCCUCAGGCUUGGAGGACGAAUGGGUGGUAGUCGUCAAACAUUUUCGGAAUGUCAUCCAAUCAUACUGCCAACUCACUCGCAUUAUGCUCGCCUUUUAAUUUUACAGUCCCAUCGACAAGUUUUCCACUGCGGAGUGCGUGACACUUUAGUGCAGCUACGCGAAAGGUUCUGGAUACUCCGAGCACGCCAACAAGUCAAGCGAAUACUACGAGGUUGCGUGACAUGCAGAAGAAACGACGCAAGGCAUCUGACACAACCUGAUGGCCAACUUCCACCUGACAGAGUGACGAUGAGUCAUCCCUUCGAGGUCACCGGCAUCGAUUUUGCGGGACCAGUAAUGUUGAAGCGAAGGAGGAACUACCACAAGGGCUACAUUGUCCUCUUCACUUGUGCCGUCACAAGGGCUGUGCACCUAGAGCUGUGCGAGGACAUGUCGGCGAUCAAGUUCUUGCAAGCCUUCCGAAGAUUUACAGCUCGUAGGGGAAUCUGCCAAACCAUCUACUCGGACAAUGCCUUGACGUUCAAAAAGGUCGCAAGAGAAAUUCGGGACAUACAGAGGAUCUUAACGGACCCACUGGUGCAGGACUAUUCUUCACGUAACGGAAUCCGCUGGAAAUUCAUACCGGAGCGCGCACCAUGGUGGGGUGGCUUUUAUGAAAGACUGAUAAGAUCCGUAAAAUCAGCAUUGAGGAAAACCCUGUCCAGGAACGUCGUAGACUUCAUCGAAAUGCAAACUCUGCUGGCUGAGGUGGAGGCGAUGAUGAACUCAAGACCUAUAACCUUUGUUUACAACGAAAACUCCGAGCCGACACCACUCACUCCAGCAACCAUGAUAAUGGGAAGACGUCUACUCGCACCACCAUCGACGGAAUCCACCACAUCGCGGAACACAAUCCAUGACUCAUCGUCCACGAAGAUAAGGGAGACAUGGAAAAGACAGCUGCACUACCUCAAUGCAGUAUGGAAUAGGUGGCAGCAAGAAUACCUCUCGGAACUACGUUCUGCAUACCACUCCAAAGGGACAAACGACUGCGACGUUCGAACCGGAGAUUUAGUUCUCGUCAAAGAGCCCAACUGUCCCAGGCUUCAAUGGAAAAUGGCCCUCGUUGAUAAAGUUUUCACAGGUUCAGAUGGACGAGUUAGGGUAUGUCUGAUUAGGACUCCUGGUAGAACGAUACUCAGGAGACCCGUCCAGCACCUCUACAAGCUCGAGUCACAAGAAAAAUAG
Ornithodoros turicata is the source of this 1563-nucleotide messenger RNA. RefSeq lists its product as uncharacterized. NCBI's taxonomy places the organism in Eukaryota, Metazoa, Arthropoda, Arachnida, Ixodida, Argasidae. The transcript has a single exon. Gene Ontology annotation, molecular function: nucleic acid binding. The record is from RefSeq and is a predicted model, not a curated record. Gene Ontology annotation, biological process: DNA integration. The coding region runs from base 1 to 1563 and encodes 520 amino acids.